Sclerotinia trifoliorum is the source of this 1647-nucleotide messenger RNA. NCBI's taxonomy places the organism in Eukaryota, Fungi, Ascomycota, Leotiomycetes, Helotiales, Sclerotiniaceae. The record is from the annotation of a GenBank genome assembly.
CUGAAGUUGGGAUACCGUUGAUGGAAAAGAUGUCUUUCUUUCAAAUAUCUACUACCUCGGAUAAUUGCAUCGAUUGUUCCCUCGUUCGAUGAAAAAAAAAAAAAGAAAAGGUGUCGGUCGUCUCUCAUGAGAUGAUGUACUCAAAUGCUGUCGCCGGUUCAAGGACAGGUCAAGGUCAGUAUGUUGAUUUGUGCUAAGCCACUAUCGAAUGCCAAAUUCAAAUUUGCGACAAUAAAUGUACCAAAAGCAAAAGCCCAAGAACUCCGAAUGCUAUACCCAAGCAUUUCCUUUGUUUCUCUUGCCUUUUCAUUUUAAUACCAAAGAGAAUCUCUAAACCUCCCAAUUCUUCGUUUUUUUCGCUUUCAUCUUCUUUUCCUUCCCUCUUCUGUUUUUGGCGAAUUAAGUAUAUCCCCAGGAUUUACCUUGUGAACCAUAUACUUGGACACCAAAGUCAAAUAUAGUUUUGAUCUUUAAUUGAUUUAGCCAUCUUGUAUGACGUUGAUCUGAAUUAUUAGAUCGUCCCAAGAGCCACUAUCUACCUAUCUGUCUUAAUAAGAACAGUCGCCUUCUUCCUACAAAACACCUUAUCUCAAUUCAGUCACUCGAACAAUAUCACACAAUUUCCGGAGGUCUCAACACGAUACACACAGACAUCGCAUCGAAUCCUCCAAAACUCUAUAACAAAAAUGUCUAAGAAAUACGAAGAAGGACCUCCACCUCCAGCCUACGGCUCGGAUGGUCCUAGUCAAAACCCGGCACCCGUCAUGCCUCAAGCAGCUUAUAUGCAACCUUCUCCUUCACCUCGGCCUCAAUAUCAGCAACAACAAUACCAACAGCCGUAUCCUCAGCAAUACCCACCACCAGGGCAACAAUACCCUCAACAAGGAUAUCCACCCCAAGGAGGAUACUAUGCCCCAGGCCCGCAAAUGGGAUAUCAACAACAACCGCAAUACGGAUACCAACAGCCUUAUGGAUAUCAGCAGGGAUAUGGACAGCAACCCUAUGGACAACAGCAAAGGGGUUCUUCUAGUGAAGGUUUUCUGGGAGCUUGUUUGGGAGCUUUAGCUUGUUGCUGCUGUUUGGAUUUGUUGUUUUAAGAAAGGUCAGUGGGGAGGAUGAAAGGGAAGAGGUGGAGCGGCGCAUUCCGGAAUAGAAGGGAUUGGGGGGCAUGGUGCACGAAUUCGACAAUAGAAACGAGAGAAAGUACACGAUAUGGAGAAUCUUGAAUAUCGGAACAUACCGGUACCAGGAUCUCUGAACGUUGGAUAGGAAGGUCUGUGAAAAUUAGAUAAUAGGCGUAUUGGGCUGGCUGGACCUGUCAUGGAACGACGCUGGGAGCGAUGAUUACGAGGGUCAGAUGCAUAGGUCAGGUUGUUUUGUUUGGAUGCAAAGGAAUCACGGGAGGAUAGGGUCUCGGCGUGGAAGGAUUAGGCUCUUGAUAAUUCCAUAAUUCUUAUAAUUAACAAUUUUCCUUUCUUCAAUAUGUACCUACCUACCUAUCUAUCUAUCUAUACUCGAUGUAUUUGAUAGCAAAGAUGCAUUCGUUCCCCGCUACUCUGCCUCCACGGCAGUGGCUCCCAGAGGGCCAGCGGAGCGUCAUUAAGCAAGAAAUUGUAAUUAUUAUAACUAUUAUUAUAGGGACAAGAC